GAGGAAGAGGGCGUAGGCUCAGCAGCCGGUAGAGGAGGAAGGUGCAGGGACUAUUGAGCUGCUCGCGCACAACCGCGAGGGGUCCAGGCAGCAGCACGAGCGAUGCAAGUGGAGGGUCUCGAGGAAACAGCCUAAAUAGAAGCAGCUCGGCCGAGGUUCGUCUUGAUUCUGUUGCAAGUGUGAAGAUAAAAGGCAGCACAGCCAGCAUGUCGGUGCUCGCUCUGCAAGAGUACGAAUUCGAGAGACAAUUCAACGAGGACGAAGCCAUACGAUGGAUGCAGGAGAACUGGAAGAAGUCCUUUCUCUUCUCUGCACUCUACGCCGCCUUUAUCCUCGGGGGCCGCCAUGUCAUGAAACAGAGGGAGAAGUUUGAGCUGAGGAAACCACUGGUGCUAUGGUCGCUCACACUUGCUGUAUUUAGUAUAUUUGGUGCCAUCCGUACUGGAAGUUACAUGACAUACAUCCUCAUGACAAAAGGGCUUAAACAGUCGGUUUGUGACCAGAGUUUUUACAACGGGCCCGUGAGCAAGUUCUGGGCAUAUGCCUUUGUACUUAGUAAAGCACCAGAACUGGGUGACACCCUCUUCAUCGUCCUGAGGAAGCAGAAGCUCAUCUUCCUCCACUGGUACCACCACAUCACCGUGCUCCUCUACUCCUGGUACUCCUACAAAGACAUGGUGGCUGGCGGCGGCUGGUUCAUGACCAUGAACUACUUGGUCCACGCCGUCAUGUACUCUUACUAUGCCUUAAGGGCAGCCGGCUUCAAGGUGUCCCGCAAGUUCGCCAUGUUCAUCACACUGACCCAGAUCACCCAGAUGCUGAUGGGCUGUGUGGUCAACUACCUGGUGUACUCGUGGAUGCAGCAGGGCCAGGAGUGUCCAUCUCACAUGCAGAACAUUGUGUGGUCCUCCCUCAUGUACCUCAGCUACUUUGUGCUCUUUGUCCAGUUCUUCAUUGAAGCCUACCUGAGCAAGUCUAGAUUGGCUGCGGCGGCGGCUGCCGCUAAGAAGAGUGAAUGAACAAAUGCUUCAAAUUUAGGAAGAAGGGUGAUCAUGAAGAAAAAAGGGAGUAGGAAAUGGAGAACAGGGACCAGUGACUUGAGAGUCUGUUGGGGUUGUUGGAAUGAAAGAUGAAUGAGGGUGAAGGUGGUGUGGAAGCUUAGGGAGUCAGGGUAGGGGCAGGGGUGGGAGGGUCAAAAAUGAUUGGUUGUGUUUGUGCUUGAGCAUCACUAUUAAUGUGCAGAUCUAAAACGCCUCGAGGGAAGCGACCUCUCCAUCGAGGUGUGCUGAGAAAGCAGCGCCGCCAUGAUCAGAAGCCAUCACAAGUUGUCCGCCUGAAGUUUAAAAGCCCCUUUUUAAAUUCACCAUGAAUCCUUUUUAAAACCUAGAAUACAUAACGAAAAGGACAAAAAUGACCAGAUGAAAAAUACAUCUGCAAAGAGCAUAUGUUUACGUGAUAUUAAAAAAGGAAAUUAAAAUGUACGUAUGAAGAUGGAUGGAGUCAGAGUUAACUUAAGCCAUCUGAGUAUGUUUUUGUCCGUCUGUUGUCGUCAGUGUUUGUCUUUGUUUCAAUCUCUCAUAGAAAAGUUUGAGACACUGGUGAGUGUGUGAAGCUGCUGAGUGUUGGUGGUUGAACUGAUGGGGUGAACGGCACUGUUUCUUCUGUGUCUUACAUUGCAAAAAUGUGAUAUUUUCUCAGGUCUUAGGUUAUCUCUUUCUUAAUAUAAUAUGCAUAUCAAGACAAAGUAGACAUGUUUAACAUCAGUACCGAUUUACAGUAUGGCCAAAAUUCCUCCAGUAUGGCUGAUGUAUGAAUGAGGCUGAUUGAACUGACUGACUCAGAUACACUGCUCCUGGGCAUGAUGGGAAACAGAUGCUGACAGUGCCCUGCUUCACCACUCGUCAUGACCUCGCAGAAGUUGCCGACCACACGUGGAAAAUAACUUGCCAUUGAUUUAUAAAUGCUUCUUUGCAUUAAAGGGUACCUUCCAGUGAACAAAACUUGUCUGUUGAACACUGAAAGCUUAAAAGGACAAACAUUUAUGUUUAGCAAAAAAAAGAAAAAAAAUCAAACAUGCAAAUUGUUAAAAUCUGCUGUAUUGAGUUUAAAAAUAGUAUGUAUCUUUAAUGGUGUUUGUUGUGCUAUUGUGCAUUUGCACUGUAUCAUUGUCAGAAACUUGUUGCUGAAAAAACUUAACGUACGAACAAAGAGUGCAAAAUUGUGACAUAUA
Notolabrus celidotus (New Zealand spotty) is the source of this 2230-nucleotide messenger RNA. It is a transcript of the gene elovl6, whose product is annotated as ELOVL fatty acid elongase 6. Gene Ontology annotation, cellular component: endoplasmic reticulum membrane; endoplasmic reticulum. Lineage: Eukaryota; Metazoa; Chordata; Actinopteri; Labriformes; Labridae. The record is from RefSeq and is a predicted model, not a curated record. Gene Ontology annotation, molecular function: fatty acid elongase activity. The coding region runs from base 207 to 1019 and encodes 270 amino acids. Gene Ontology annotation, biological process: sphingolipid biosynthetic process; very long-chain fatty acid biosynthetic process; fatty acid elongation, monounsaturated fatty acid. The transcript is spliced from 4 exons.